CCAGGUUCCUCUCUCUCUCUCUCCCCACUUCAAAGCAAUCAUGCCUGCAAAACAAAGCAACUCACAGCGGUUGUCAGACAUAUGUAAACCAUUAUCAUGGUUUUUCCCUGAUCUUGAUGAAACUUCACUACAACUGCUGCAAAAGUUCAAUAUCCUCAACCUGUUACUCGUUUAUUGUGUACCAUUAUUUUACAUCUUUUACCCUGCCCUACUAUUACCCGCCAUAUGUUUUCGUUCCCUGUCCUUCCUGAUAUCAAAGCUCUGGGCAAAGAUGUCAGAAGCCAACAUCAUUCGAGACGAAGAUACCGCGGAAUACAUGGGUGGCGACGACAUGAACUUUUGGCUUCAACGAUGUUCUAUCUGCUUAGAUUCCAAAUUCUCUUUGUUCUUAGACUCCUGCAGAGACCAGUUUUGUGCAGACUGUUUUGCAAGAUAUAUUGAGGAGUCCGUUAAUUCUAGCUGGGGUCUAUCAGUGAAGAAGAUACAUUGCCCUGUAUGCCAAGAAUGUAUACCACAAAGCGAAUGGGCCAAAUUUGUAUCUCCGGCGUUGGUGGAGAAGUACAAUGCGUUCAAUCAACCCUAUAGACCAUUCUCAAGAUUUUGCCAAGACUGUGAUACUGAGCUGGUCGCCUGUAGACAUGAAAACUCCAUUCGCAUGUGUCGUGAGACGCGCUUUCAAGUGAUUCGCGAUAUGAUUGACCGAACUCUCGAUCUGUGCGCCUCGCCUUGCUUACCAGUGACCAUGACCACAGUAGCGAUGUUAGCUCGAUUCCAGCGUGAUCGGAAGAGUGGACAAUCGUAUCGUAAUGGUUGUGUUAAAGAAAUGCAUCACUAUGUCAUAUCUGGUUUACUGGCUUGCAUCGACACCCGUGAUCAGCAUUCAUGUUCGACAUGUGCUUACUUUGAUAAGCAGCAAGCCCAUCAACUUGCCGCUAACGUCUCUCGCCAAUUUGUAUCGAUGGAGAUUGUUCCAGAAUAUUGGAAGAGCUUGCAAUUUGCACAUAUUGCUUACUUUCCUGAUGUUACAUGCACUACGUGUGAUCGAGCUACCUGCUUACGAUGUGGCGCUUUCUCUCAUCCUGGCAUGACUUGUCGAGAGAACCUUCAAUUCAACUUGUCGAUCAGCGAAACAUCCGAUGAACUAGAUACGAUUAAAUGGAAGUUUGAGAACAGCCGAUGCUGCCCUUCUUGUUCCAUUAUGAUUCACCGCGAUGAAGGCUGCAAUAAAGUGGAUUGCUCACUUUGUGGGUACCGGUUCUGUUGGGCAUGUCUCAGCGCUUGGUCUGAGAAAUGCGGGUUCUACCAAUGUGGAUACCAACAGGAUCAACCCGCGAGUGACGUUGCUCUGGAAGCAAAGGCUGAAUUAGGUGUUCCUGACGUCCUUACCAUCGAACGACGCUACUCUACAAGCACAACCUCCUCGAAUCCAGUGAAUUAAUUCGGCACAUGCGCCGCGAUUAUGUUACAUAUUUCCCUCCCCUUUCGUCCUGCGCUGUCUAUAGUCCCCACCCUGCACGGACAUUGUAAAGACUUGCUUUCCCGCUGUUUAUAGUUCAAACACGUUCUUUAUUCCUUGUAUAAUAUAACAUUUUACGGGAGA
Molecule: messenger RNA, 1600 nt
Organism: Umbelopsis ramanniana AG
Lineage: Eukaryota; Fungi; Mucoromycota; Umbelopsidomycetes; Umbelopsidales; Umbelopsidaceae
Exons: 7
Coding region: 41-1438 (465 amino acids)
Biological process (GO): protein linear polyubiquitination; proteasome-mediated ubiquitin-dependent protein catabolic process
Cellular component (GO): ubiquitin ligase complex
Molecular function (GO): ubiquitin binding; ubiquitin-protein transferase activity; zinc ion binding
Source: RefSeq, a predicted model, not a curated record